AUGGACAUGUGGCCUGCGGGGCUGCAGUCCCCCACCGUCUACUACAUGCUGCGUGAGCGCCAGCUCGACUUCAGCAUCCAGUGCGCCAAGAUGGAGGACCCCGCCGCCUGGCGCCGCUCCUCGGUCGCCGGCAACGCGGCCAACGAGCUGCUGCAGCGCCGCGCCCUCCCGGCGCUCAGCGUCAAGCUGCCGCUCACCCCCGGCAGCGGCCUGCAGCCUGGUGACGCUGUCGUGUAUGUGCGGGCGCUGCAGCCAGUGGGCGCAUUUGCCAAGCCGCCCCGCCCAGCCAAGGCACCCGCAGCGGCGGCAGCAUCCCUCGCGGCGCCCACCCUGCAGCGCCAGGACACGCCGCCGCAGCUGCGGGAGCAGCCCGCCAAGCGCAGCCGCGUGUGUGGCGAGGCAGCAGCACUCCCGCCAGUGCAGCUUGCCAGGGCAGCGUCGGCGCCAGCUGGCCACCUGAUUGCGCCAGGCCGCUCCGCCACCCCCGUCGUCAUCAGCAUGCCGCCAUCGGCCGCCAGCAGCCGCAGCCAGAGCGCCACCUCGACACCGCAGACGGCGCCCACUGCGGCUGACAGCCCGCUGGUGGCCCUGAUGCGGAGGGUCAAGGGCAUGCUGAGCCCAGCGCCGCAGCCGGCAGCCAUCCGCGCGUACUGA
Messenger RNA from Chlorella variabilis, 654 nucleotides. Its product is annotated as expressed protein. Lineage: Eukaryota; Viridiplantae; Chlorophyta; Trebouxiophyceae; Chlorellales; Chlorellaceae. The transcript is spliced from 2 exons. The record is from RefSeq and is a predicted model, not a curated record. Bases 1 to 654 code for a protein of 217 amino acids.